Pseudophryne corroboree (corroboree frog) is the source of this 822-nucleotide messenger RNA. RefSeq names its product transmembrane protein 14A (gene TMEM14A). NCBI's taxonomy places the organism in Eukaryota, Metazoa, Chordata, Amphibia, Anura, Myobatrachidae. Gene Ontology annotation, cellular component: mitochondrial membrane. The record is from RefSeq and is a predicted model, not a curated record. Gene Ontology annotation, biological process: regulation of heme biosynthetic process. The transcript has 5 exons. The coding region runs from base 104 to 409 and encodes 101 amino acids.
AUACACUCUAAGGAUUGAUUUAGUAAAAAAAAAAAAAACCCCUCAGAAGUUGUCAUAGUUGAAAGGUUAGAGCUUGGAGGAGGCGGGGACCAGAGACAGAAUCAUGGCAGUAGACUGGAUUGGUUUUGCAUACGCUGCCAUCUUGGCUCUUGGUGGCCUACUGGGAUUUGUUCGCAAAGGCAGUAUUGUUUCCCUCGCUGCAGGUCUUACCUUUGGCUUGCUUGCAGCUUACGGUGCAUUCCGUGUUUCAUACAGUCCACGCGAUAUCAAGAUUUCAUUGAUUGCUGCAGGUUCUCUGGCUGUAAUAAUGGGGCUCAGGUACAAUCGAUCACGUAAAGUAAUGCCAGCUGGUCUGGUUGCUGGAAUUAGUAUUUUCGUGGUCUUCAGGCUCCUGAUGAAUUUACUCUGAAGGCCUGCUGGGAAAUCCCGGUCCACAUGUAAAGAUCAAAUACUGUACUUCGGUUUAUACAAUCUGCUAUAAGAAGAAAAUGCACUGAAUCUUUAACAUUUGAAUUUGUAUUAAACUCAUUUUUUUGUUAAAUCCUUAUGACCUACCUUCUUGCCUUGUCUAUUCAGCUUUAAAGGAUUUCAAUGAAACAAGUGUGUUUAACAUUCUUUCAGAGAAUAAUAUUACAGAAAUCAGCACUGUUCCAGAUACAGGGAUCUUUUGUAAAACCUGCUAAACCUGUACGUAAAUGGAUGGUAGUGUCAUGUUCAACUGCGCAAAAUAACAUUCCUGCUUUUCAAAAUACUGAUCUUGUUUCUUACGGUGACACAAAAUGAAAUAAUGUAUUUUGUGUAAUAAAUACUAAUUAACAGUUA